CACCUUUCGUACAAACCUUUCAUGCUCAUCACCGCGACGAGUUGAAAUCAUGAUGAUCAUUCUGUAGAGAGACUGCUCAAGCUACUCUCUUUUGGCUUCUUUGCCCCCCCUCUCCCUUUCCUCUUUUCCAUCUCCUCUGCGCAUUGCGGUUUCUUCUCGCGUAUCCUCGGCCCUCAUUUUUGACGUCGGCGGCCCACGGCCUGCAUCUGCGGCAUAAUAACCAGGGUAUCGACGACACCGACACCGCUCAACCUGAAAACUUCCUCGUCCUCGUCCUCCUCCUUCUCUGAACGUGGGCCUGUUCUCGCCUCUCUGACAAGGGCAACUCUUGUUGCGACUAUUCUCUCUCCCCGCCCCUGUAUUUACCUUGCUGGAAUAUCCAAUCUAUCCAGUAUGGUGCGCAAUUUGGUCGUGCUUGGGGGCAACUCCCAUCCGGAGUUGGUACACAAUAUCUGCAAUAUUCUCGGCAUUCCUCCCUGCAACCGUAUCCUGUCCAAGUUCUCUGUCGGCGAGAGUCGAUGUGAGAUCCAGGAGACGGUCCGUGGGAAGGAUGUCUACAUCAUACAAACAGCAGGAACCCAGGAUACCAAUGUCAAAGUCAACGACCACUUCAUGGAACUUUGCAUCAUGGUCUCUGCCUGCAAGACAGGCUCCGCCAAAAGAGUCACCGCCGUCCUACCCCUCUUCCCUUAUUCUCGACAACCCGACCUCCCCUAUAACAAGACCGGUGCACCUCUAAGCAAGGGCCCUAGCGAGUCGGGCAAAUAUACCUUCGAGAGCGUCCCCGCCACUCCUGGGCCCGGCCUGCCCAAGAGUAUCGGCCUGAACAGCGGCAUCGACAUCACCAAGAUGCUUACACAGGUCUCACUUGCCAAUGGCAACGGGUCUGCCAAGGCGCACGGCGAGGGCGCAAAUUCUGGCGCCAAUGGGGUCGCCGCCGCCCGCGACCAUGCGAAUUCUGUCUCUUCGGUGACUGGUAACUACACCACGCACGACUAUGAGAACCCUCAGAUGAUCAAUGCCUUCCAGGCAAAACCUGGGUACAAGCAGUGGGUAGCACAGGCUGGGACCCUGGUGGCGGACCUCUUGACAUGUGCCGGUGCAGACCAUGUAAUCACAAUGGACUUACAUGACCCUCAGUAUCAGGGGUUCUUUGAUAUUCCCGUCGAUAAUCUCUACGGAAAGCCACUUUUGCAGCGGUAUAUUGAACGACAGAUCCCCAGCUCCAAGGAUGCGGUCAUCGUCAGUCCAGAUGCAGGUGGCGCCAAGCGUGCAACGGCGAUUGCCGACGCCUUGGGUUUGAGCUUUGCUCUGAUCCACAAGGAGCGACGCCCGACCAAGAUCUCAGACCGUCAGAAUGCCACCAUGAUGCUCGUUGGCGAUGUAUCAGAGCGCCCAUGUAUCCUGGUGGAUGAUUUGGCCGACACCGCCAACACCAUCACAAGAGCAGCAAAGCUCUUGAAGAAGGAGGGGGCCACCACCGUGUAUGCCCUCCUCACCCACGGCAUACUCAGUGGCGAUGCCAUCUCCCGUAUCAAUGCGUCUGCCAUUGACAAGAUUAUUGUCACCAACUCAGUGCCUCAGCACAGCCACAGGCAGGCUUGUCCCAAGCUUGAGGUACUGGACGUCUCCCACAUCUUUGCCGAGGCUAUCCGGCGUGUGCAUCACGGAGAGUCCAUCAGCGCUCUGUUCCCUCACGACUGAGCUGGCGCAGGGACUGAUGGACGAAAUCCAAGACGAAAGUGGGCUGGGAAUACAGCUUCGCCACACAAUCAUUCAUAUGGUCUCUUUAUUUCAUAAAUGGCGUUCAGUGAAAGGGGGUGGGGGAAAGGCCUUGACUGCCGCCCUGGUAAGGCAACCGAAACCGUCCAGUCUUGGGCUCUGGAGUUGGAGGCCGGUAGAUUUGGUUUCCCGAGUUCUUCAACAUCAUCAUCAUCAUUAAGAAGAACCAAAAAUAGCAAAGGCGAAAGAAGAAGAACAAAAAAAAGUAGUGGGCAGGCGGGAGGUUCCGGUCUCAUGGUUCAGGGGCAUCAAAGUCAGAAACCUACGGAACAAUUAUUGCAUAUUGUUCUUUUUUUUCUUCUUCCUUUCUCUGUCUCUUUUCUCUCUUCCGGAAGGAAUUAUCUUCCGAGAACGGUCACUAUUCCAUCACGACAACAGAUCGAUCUCUAGACCACAGACAAACUUGCUAUACACAUUAGAGAAGAAGCUAACAAGCCCAAGGUGGAGGGUACUAUUACGGCCAUGCCUCGCAGGCAAAGAAAGAGUGGGCCUCAUAAGAAGAAGUCUGAUGAUGGCAUGCAUGCCUGC
Messenger RNA from Cryphonectria parasitica EP155, 2310 nucleotides. RefSeq lists its product as uncharacterized. Gene Ontology annotation, molecular function: ribose phosphate diphosphokinase activity; magnesium ion binding. Gene Ontology annotation, cellular component: cytoplasm; ribose phosphate diphosphokinase complex. Gene Ontology annotation, biological process: 5-phosphoribose 1-diphosphate biosynthetic process; purine nucleotide biosynthetic process. The transcript has 5 exons. NCBI's taxonomy places the organism in Eukaryota, Fungi, Ascomycota, Sordariomycetes, Diaporthales, Cryphonectriaceae. The record is from RefSeq and is a predicted model, not a curated record. Bases 394 to 1704 code for a protein of 436 amino acids.